This is a messenger RNA of Verruconis gallopava, 2612 nucleotides long. RefSeq lists its product as hypothetical. Gene Ontology annotation, biological process: nucleoside diphosphate catabolic process. The transcript is spliced from 2 exons. Gene Ontology annotation, molecular function: nucleoside diphosphate phosphatase activity. Gene Ontology annotation, cellular component: membrane. The record is from RefSeq and is a predicted model, not a curated record. The coding region runs from base 746 to 2527 and encodes 593 amino acids. Lineage: Eukaryota; Fungi; Ascomycota; Dothideomycetes; Venturiales; Sympoventuriaceae.
UGUUUCUAGAAGUGCGCCAGUGGCGUCCUCGCUAAAAUUAGCUCGCCCGCUCGGCGCCACCCAGACUCGCAUUCCCUUGCCCAAGCGUACGCGGCGCGGAUCGACAAUCGGCGUCGUAACCUUUUCCCUAUCUCUGGUCCCCCAUCACUCAACUUUUUCGUCCCUCGCCCGCGCCGGUUCUCAUCGCAUUCGCCUUCCAGUCGAUGCUUGCGACAGCCCCUCGUUUCUCUUCUUCGGUCGCGCUCUAGAUACUCUCCUAUCGUCUUUGUAAUUCUCUCCUUUUGCCCUUAUCUAAUUCCGCUCGCGCGACCAUCAUGGGAAAGUGGCGAUAUGGUGUCAUUCUUGAUGCUGGCUCAUCGGUGAGCGUCAUACAGGUGCGACUUGGAGGAAGCCGUGGACACUAACGCACAGUCGAGGGGACACGCGUCUACGUUUACAAGUGGCUCAAUGCUGCCCGGGCGCGAGCAGACGCCGUCGAGGGCGAGCUCAAGACAUUACCAGAGUUGAUCACGCACAAAUCUUGGACUAAAAAGACGCAUCCUGGUACGUUGGGAGCAAGGCGACAGACGAUUGGAGCUUGCGAUCAAGCUCGCUGACGAGGCGCACCGUAGGCGUGUCGACCUUUGGCGACAAACCAGAACGCGUCGGAGAAGACCAUCUUCAACCUCUAAUCGACCAUGCGCUCAAGCACGUACCCAAAAGUGAGGUUGAACACACCCCGUUUUUCCUUCUCGCCACGGCCGGCAUGCGCCUGCUGCCGGACCACCAGCGCACAGCUGUACUAGAUUCCAUAUGCACUUACGUGCAAACGAACACCAAUUUCCAGGUGCCCGACUGCGAUCUCCACAUACAAGUCAUUCCCGGAGCUACAGAGGGGCUGUAUGGAUGGGUUGCUGCGAACUACCUCUUGGGCGGUUUCGACUACCCCCAAGAUCACGAUCACGGCAAGGGCCAUCACACCUACGGCUUUCUGGACAUGGGCGGCGCGAGCGCGCAGAUAGCGUUUGCCCCUAAUGCGACGGAGGCGGAGAAGCAUGCAAACGAUCUAACGCUGUUACGGCUGCGGACGCUGGAUGGAUCGCCUCAAGAGCAUAGAGUCUUCGUAACGACAUGGUUGGGGUUUGGAGCAAACGAAGCCAGGCGGAGAUACGUGGACGCGCUCAAAGAGUCGGUGGGGCCUCAGGCAAAGGAGCUUCCGGACCCGUGUCUGCCGACGGGACUGAAGGCUACGUUGGCAGGCACGCCGAUCGUCCCUGGAUCUCCAGAGGAGGCCGGUCACGAGCCUCAUCUACUGGGCACGGGCAAGUUCGACGAAUGUAUCCGACAGACGUACCCAUUGCUCGAGAAAGACAAACCGUGCAACGACAAUCCUUGCCUGCUCGGUGGAACGCACGUGCCGGCCAUCGAUUUUGAAGUCAACCACUUUGUUGGCGUGUCCGAGUACUGGCACACAACGCAUUCCAUAUUCGAGAUGGAUCACGACAACAAGGCAUACGACUUCCACACGUAUCAGACACGCAUCAAUGCGUUCUGCAGCCAGCCGUGGGAGGACAUCGUGGCGGGCGUGGAGAAGCACAAAUGGGGGAAGAAGGUAGACGAGAAGACGGCCGAGGAAGUGUGUUUCAAAGCCUCUUGGCUGAUCAACAUGCUGCACGAAGGCAUUGGGGUCCCAAGAGUCGGGCUUGAGAUGGCGAAGGGGGGCAGUGGACGAAAUGAGACGACAAAGCAGCUUAUUGAAGGGGCGAAAAGUAAGGGCUUUCUAGACCCGUUUCAGGCAGUCGACAAGAUCGAAGGCACCGAGGUGUCGUGGACGCUCGGCAAGAUGGUCUUGUACGCCGCGUCGCAGAUUCCGCCCUCCCACGACGACCUGCCUGUGGGCUUUGGAAGCAAUAUACCUGGUGUUGCGUUGCCGAAGGACUUCCAGCAGCCGGGCGGCAGUUCCUUUAAUCUUCCUGAUGAUCUUACAGAUCACGGGUUUUCCGAUGAGACGGACUUCCCUUCGACUGUGGAAGGAGAAGAGGUUGACUGGCAUGAAGCCCUGUUCCGCGAUUCCCCUCGCCGCAUACCGGGUUUCCUGCUCUUCAUGUUGAUCCUCGUCUUCCUCGUCUUCCUACUCUGUGGCCGCGAGCGUCGCGCGACUCUCAUCUCUAAGACGCGCCGUAUCCUCGGUCUCGGCAAAGGCUCACCGCUACUGGGAGGCCGGCUCGGCAAGUACGAUCGCGUAAUGCGCGACGAUCCCGAGGCGGCAGGCGAAUUUGAGCUGGGCGACGGGACGUACGACGACGACAGUGAUGACGAGGGGAGCGUCGGCGCAACGAGCUCGAGGGCAGCGAAGGUGCCAGGUUGGGCCACGCCAACCAUGGAGGGCGGUGUAGGUGGUCUAGCCUCGCCCGGAAAAGGCCUCGGGCUGGGAAUCAAACCUUUUGGCGUCCAAGGCGUUGUGAGCAGGACAGAGAGCAGGGAGCGGUUAAGUCGAAGUGGCAGUCCAAGGGCAGGUUUUAGAACGAGCAAAGACGCUCUUGAUUAACACGCUUGGGGGGCAAGUUAUCUUUGUACAUACGACUACCAUUCUUGUCAAGCGAAUACAUAAUGUGAACAUGACUUCUUCAUGA